This is a messenger RNA of Emiliania huxleyi CCMP1516, 1350 nucleotides long. RefSeq lists its product as hypothetical. The transcript has 3 exons. NCBI's taxonomy places the organism in Eukaryota, Haptophyta, Isochrysidales, Noelaerhabdaceae. The coding region runs from base 1 to 1350 and encodes 449 amino acids. The record is from RefSeq and is a predicted model, not a curated record.
AUGACUCGCCUAGCGACCUCCGCCUUUCUGCUCGCCGCCCUCGCGCCCGCUGCCGCUUCGUGGCAACCGGGCUGGCCCGCCGAUCCCAGCGCGGGAAAAGAGAACGUCACGUGUAACCUGAAGUGGGACGUCCUCUGCGGCGACUCUCCGCUGAAAAAGUAUCCCUGCGCCCAGCCAUGGAACCGCGAGAUCGUGCACGAGUACCUGGAGAAGGCAAUCGCCGUGGAGUUCUUUACCAUUCCACUGUACUUGACGGCUGGCUACUCUCUGCACAAGUCGCAGCAGGUCAUGUUUGGCCAGCCAGGCUACGAGGACGCCGUGAAGGUUCAAGCCAACGGAAGGUACGUCGACACUGACAGUCAUGCCCAUCAACAACAGUUUCACGCCCUCGAGCUCAUCCACGCCACUUUCAUCGACGAGAUGUACCACCUCAAGUGGGUCGCCAACGUGGCGAGUGCUGCAGGACUCGAUGCAGACGGCUUUCGGCGUGCGCUCAAAAAGCCCCCCCUUACCAACGGCACCUACCUGGACCAGCUGCCAGUCAAAGCAGGGGCGUACCGCAGCAUUUCCGACUUCUACUACGCGCUGUGGGAGGGUCUGAUUGCGAUCAACAAAAACAUCAGUGCGCCGCAUGGCGAGUGUGACGUCGGCAAGAACACGUGCAUGGGGUACUCGACCCAUAAGUGCAAGGUUCACACCGACUGCCCUGGCAACUGGACGGGCGUGAUCCCAGACCGUCAGUGGUCGACAGUCGAUGACGACAAGCACGGAUUCAGGGUGACGCCUCCGACUGUGAUGAACCUGCCUACCGCACUAGCGAACAUCCUACCGAUUGUGUACGAGGGCGAAGGUGCCGAUGUUCGCAUCAUGUCGGGGGCACGCGUGAUGACGGAGAGAGGAAUCCUGCCUCGGGAGUACGUCACGGCCGGCGAUGAGGUGGACUCCACCGAUGUUGCAGCCUAUACACACUACGAUCGCUUCCUCGCCAUCAACAAAUGGGUGGAGUCGCUUCCCCCCGAUAACAAGACGACGUACAUCAAGUCGCUCGAACGGCAUCCAAGUGAGUGCCAGUCUGCGGCGAUGAAUGCCAACCUACAACAAGAGAAGGCAUACAACAACCUGCUGAAGGACAUUGUGGAUGGAUACAGCAACGAGACCAAAAAUUCUCUUCCCGAGUCUCAAUGGUUUGCCCACAUGGUGUACGCGACCCCGUCGGUUAAGUCGGAGACGAUGGCGCUCGAGGACGGAACCUACGGGGCAACGCCCCCGCCCUCGCACUCGGCUGAGAUGAUGUCGAAGGGGCCGUCAAAGUGCCCUUACGCCAAUCCGAUGUGGCUCACGAGCUCGUGA